AUGUACCCAUACCUAUGUCUUUUACUAAUUCAGUGCGUUUCGGGUUCUCUUGCAGGCUCUUCGAUCGAUUUGCACGCUCUUGAGAGCAAGGAACUUUUGCACGUGCGUAAAUACGGCGGUUUCUGUUUGGAUACUGUGAUAGUCACAGUCCUGAGCGAUUUGCGAAUUAACCAGAUUGUCGACAACUGCGUACUCGUGUGGCAGGGUAGCCUAAUGGAGCGACUCGUUGAGUGCUGGAUGUACGAAAAGGCCGGCAAGCACCUGCUGUUGGACCUGUUCGUAGUCGAUGACGACGGCAGCAGGCGGGACUACCAGUAUAUCUUCUCCUCGGGGGCCUGGGGGAGAGUCAAUUUUGGCGAGUUCCACAAGCUGCUGAGGGACUUGAGACUCAACUCGCGCUCUCUGGCUGAGGUUGAAUACGGCGAGAUCGUCGACGAGGAGUACGACGCAGUCCGUGAGUUCAGUGAGAUAGUUUAUAGGAACCGAGUUGACAAGGAGGUCGACGAGGUCGACGAGGAAGAUUCAGUCUUUACGAAAAUUUGCUGCGGGCUCGUCUCCUGUCUGCUCUAA
This is a messenger RNA of Theileria orientalis strain Shintoku, 570 nucleotides long. RefSeq lists its product as hypothetical. The record is from RefSeq and is a predicted model, not a curated record. The transcript is spliced from 2 exons. The coding region runs from base 1 to 570 and encodes 189 amino acids. Lineage: Eukaryota; Apicomplexa; Aconoidasida; Piroplasmida; Theileriidae.